This is a messenger RNA of Striga asiatica, 2327 nucleotides long. The record is from the annotation of a GenBank genome assembly. Lineage: Eukaryota; Viridiplantae; Streptophyta; Magnoliopsida; Lamiales; Orobanchaceae.
CCUGGCCAAUCAGUUUGCAGGAAAUGAUCCGAUACCCAUAGCCACCAGUUUAGAUACGAAACCUGACACGGGUCUAAAUUUCAACCCUGAAAACACAUGUCCGGCGGGCCCCACUUGCUCGGUAAUCCACCGCCACCAUCUUCUCUCUCGCUCUCUCAAUCUCUCUCUUCCUCCUCUUUUUUUUUUCACUGUUUUCAUGUCCCAAACAAAAAAGGACAGACUUUUUUUUACCCUUUGGUACUGUGAAGUUAUUUGAAAUUUGUUGAUUAAAUGCUCUCGUUGUUCUGCUUUGGCUGCUUGUUCUUGGAGAAAACUUGAGUGGGAAGUGUUUGGCGAUGUUUGAGAAGCAAUACCUGUUGAAGCUGCGUUUGUUUGGAUUUUGGGAUUUGCUUUUUUCUUGGUUUUCUAGCUAUGUUUGAUUGGAACGACGAGGAGUUAACAAAUAUCAUAUGGGGUGAUGGUGGAGAAAGUGAUGAUCACAUUGUUCCAUAUCCUGAUCAAAUCGAAGAGAAACCCCCGAUAUUAUAUGGGAAAGAAUCUAAUCACCAAACUUCAACUAUUAUUAGCCCGCUUCAACUGAAAAAACAUACUGCCAAGCCCGAAUCUGAUGAUUCUACAAGAGCUUCUGCCUCAAAUGACAAAUCAACAAGCCCCAAAAUCAGCUCCUUACCAGAUGAGAUGGCGCAAUUGGAUAAAGAUUCAGGAAUAUUUGAAAAUCCAGCGGAAGAUAGAGAAGACGGUGACUUUGUUGACUAUGGAUGGGCAAAUAUAGGAAGUUUCGAUGAUCUAGACAGGAUAUUUAGCAAUAAUGACCCAAUAUUUGGGGACUUGAGUGUCGAUAAUGCUGAUGAGCUAUGGCCAUCUUCCAAAGACUUGACCAGCAGCCAUAUUGACUCAAAUCCUUUGUCUGCCGAUUCUUCUGAUUUGCCGAUUGGAGCAUUUAGGAACUCAGUGAAACAAUCUGAGAUAAAGGAUGUACAGGCAAGCAUAGAUACUGUUGAAAAUUCUGGAGGUAAAAGUGACCUAUUACUAAAAGAAAAGAGUUGUGUUAUGGGUGAAAAGAUCAAAACAUGCAAUGAGCAAAUUAAUGAUGGAACUGGCACUAUCCUUAAUGACUUCCGGAACAAAGGCAACAGGAAGAAAAAGUUAGCCAAGGGUGAGGAAGCAAGCAAGAAAAGUGAAAGCAAGGCAUGGGCCAAGCCUUAUCAACAAUUUAACAGUCCAAUCACCCAUCAGCAAAUCCCUUUGUAUGGUAGCAACAUGAUGAAUCAAUACUUAUCCUCACAAUUCCAUCCUUUGGAGAGAAAAAAUCACGAACAAGGCGAUUUGCUGCCGGCUAUGACGCCCAAAGAAAAAAUCGAGAAGCUGAGGAGACGGCAGCAGAUGAGGGCAAUAAUGGCAAUUCAAAAGCAGCAGCUGCACUUCAAAAAUCAAGCUUCUCAGCAUUCGAAAGUAGUAGCUGCAGUUGAGAACUAUCAUUCGGUUUUCGAAAAUUACUCGGUCGAGGAAUCGGUGCUAUACCGGCUUCAAGAUCACAUCUCUAAAAUGGACAUGCGAAUAAGACUUUGCAUACGGGACAGUUUGUAUCGGCUGGCCCAAAGUGCUAUGUGGAGGCAAUAUCCAAAUGAGAUGAGCAGCACAAGCAGCAGAGAUGAACUUGGUAGCAACAAAGAUUUAAAUGGCCAUGAGAGGUUUAGUAGAAUGCCAGAUGUAGAGACAGAUACAAACCCGAUUGACCGUACAGUGGCCCAUUUGCUCUUCCAUCAGCCUAUUGAAUUCUCUGGCAAACCUGCUGAGCCACCUGAAUCAAAACCUCCUACUGCCAUAUUUCCACAAGGAGAUGAGUCUCAAAAUGAUCUUUGUUUUGUUACAUCCAAAAAUGCUAUGAACAGUGAAAAUACAGAUGUAGUCGAGAUGAAUGUCGAAAAAUCUUCCAAAUGAAGAGGGAAAAAAGAAGAAAAAAGGAUUGGCCCUCCAAAUGUUUAUCAGGGUAAUUCCUUCGUUUUUUUCUGACUAUCGUGUUGGUAUGGAUUGAGGAUUCUCUUUUUCAUUGCUAGCCGACUGGAUUAGUUACAUGCUUGGUUGCAUAAUUACAUGUUACAGUGAACUCACGUAAAAAUUUUAUUUUUAGUGGGAUGUGAAAUUUACCGAGCUGCUCUCGGUAAAUCUAUGAUGAAGACUUGUAACCUAUUUAUUCGUGUUUUGACUUUGAAGUGGUGAAGCUACUUGAACAUGUGACUUUAUGACUACUGUGAAAAGGUGCAUCAGUGUAUGGAUCUGUGGGUUUUUUAAUAUAUAUGACCUCAUCUUUUUCUCUUUGAUUGUCU